AUGGAGUUCUCAGACAUAGUAAAUGUUUCAAAUGGUUUGGUUGUCCUGUCUCCCAACGGCUUGUACAUAUCGUCUGCUUCCCAACACAAAGUUUUUAUCCGGAUAGUUAACACAUUACAAACUUUUCAAAUAUACAGUUGCGUGGAUAUAGUCACUGGCUUGGUGUGGUCUGCAGACUCCUUGUUUAUUCUUAGUAUUCUAAAGGGCCGUAACAUAGUUCAGAUAUUCUGCCUUGAAAACCCAGAGUGGACUUGUAAAGUUGAUGAAGGUUCUGCUGGUCUUCUUAGCGCUGCAUGGGCUCCAGAUAGCAGACACUUUUUAACGACAACCGACUUUCAUCUACGGAUAACCAUUUGGUCAGUAUCGGAAGGUUCAGUUUCAUAUUUAAAACUUCCGAAAGCAUGUGCAAGCAAUUUGGCUUUUUGCCCUGGUGGCCGGUACUUAGCUUUGCUCGAACGUCGAGAUCUAAAAGACCAUUUGAGUCUGUUUGACUGUCGACCUCAAUGGACCUUAGUUUGGAACAUAAUUCUGGAUACUGAUGAUGCUGUGAAUAUUGUAUGGUCUCCAGAUGGACGUUAUAUUCUUAUAUGUGAUAACUGCCUUUAUUACAGAGCAGCUAUAUACAACCUCCUUGGAAAACAUCUGUGUACAUAUUGUGCCUAUAAACCAGAUGAAGCGCCUCUUGGCAUAAAAUCAGUGUCAUGGUCUCCUACUGGGCAGUUGCUGGCGUUAGGAAGUUACGAUCAGAAAUGUCGCCUACUAAACGAUUUUAAUUGGACUUGUUUUGCUUGUUUAAAGCAUCCUGUUAAUAAACCAAUUGAUCCUUCCUUAGGACUUAGUCCAACUGGUCGUCCUAUACAAGUUGGUGAGAAUUCAACAGCAUUUUCAUCGCACCGUAUUGAUAUCUAUGAAGAAUGUCGUUCAAAAGAUUCUACAGACCCACUCAUGAAUUCUGAAAUUAUUUCAGAAUCAUAUACUGUUCGAUAUAAACUGAUAAAUAAUUCAGUUACUAUCAAGUCAAAAAAGCCUGACCGUAAUCAACCAUUUCCUAAAAUAGGCAUUGGAUUGACAGAAUUUUCACCAGACGGUCGAUAUUUAGCUACACGAAAUGAUAAUUGUUCGAACGUGAUCUGGAUUUGGUCAAUCGACAUAAAUUUAAGUUUAUGUAGCCUUUUAAUUCAUACUAGCGGUGAUGUUUCCUCAUUGGUGUGGGAUCCAAAUUGCUCAGGUAGACUAGCUCUAUGUACGGAUUCCGAUACUGUAUUUUUGUGGACACCUCAAGGAUGCCUUGCUAUUCAGAGUCCAGCACAUUUUAAUUUUACUAUCUCAUCACUUUGUUGGCUUCCUUCCGGAGAUGGAAUUCUUCUCAAAUCAAAGAACGAAUUUUGUUUGUGCUAUUUAAAUUCUGAUGAUGGUGAUGAUGAUGACGGCAAUAAUGAUAAUAAAGUUAAAAAACAUAAUUCCAUAUGGAAAUCAUCGCAACUGCAUGCAUCAAAUAGUGAAUUACACAGAAAUGUUGUAGUGAGAAGAAAUUCAAAGUGUGUUGUACCUAAUCAUUGUUCACCGUCUAUAAAACUUCAUGGCAAUGAUGUUCAUGGAUGA
This is a messenger RNA of Trichobilharzia regenti, 1602 nucleotides long. The record is from the annotation of a GenBank genome assembly. Lineage: Eukaryota; Metazoa; Platyhelminthes; Trematoda; Strigeidida; Schistosomatidae.